Molecule: messenger RNA, 2235 nt
Organism: Pistacia vera
Lineage: Eukaryota; Viridiplantae; Streptophyta; Magnoliopsida; Sapindales; Anacardiaceae
Product: protein FAR1-RELATED SEQUENCE 6-like
Exons: 2
Coding region: 168-2165 (665 amino acids)
Biological process (GO): regulation of DNA-templated transcription
Molecular function (GO): zinc ion binding
Source: RefSeq, a predicted model, not a curated record
CAAUCAAGGAACAAUUUAGUUUCAAUUUCUGUUCUCGAAUUUCAACUCAGUGCCCAGCUGAGUACAGGGCUUUAGUCUUUGGAAUUCUCUCAAAAUCAAAUAAAAGUGCGGAAGCCCCGAUCCCAUCUCGAGAACGUUUCUUUGCUCGAGGAACUGAUUAAUCUGAGAUGGAUGAAGUUUCUCUCAACAUUGAGCCAACAGGUGAUGAUGAUACUGAUGAUUUUGAGGUUGUUGGAGAUUAUGCAAUGACAGAAUAUGUAGGUCAAACUGGUAUAAUCCAAAAUCCCCUGCCUCCCGCAGUUGGAAUGGAGUUUGAAACGUACGAGGAUGUAUAUUACUUCUACAAUUGCUAUGCCAAAGAACAAGGAUUUGGUGUCAGAGUUAGCAAUACAUGGUACAGAAAAAGUAAAGAAAAAUACAGAGGAAAACUUAGCUGCAGUAGUGCAGGUUUCAAGAAGAAAAGUGAAGCAAAUCGCCCAAGACCAGAAACAAGGACUGGUUGUCCAGCAAUGAUAAAGUUCAGGUUGAUGGAAAAUAAAAGGUGGAGAAUUAUUGAAGUCGAGCUUGAGCACAACCACUUGAUUAGCCCAGCAAGUGGAAAGUUUUAUAAGUCACAUAAGCACAUAGGUCCUGGAACCAAAAGAACAUUGCAGUUAGAUGGUGCUGAUGAGGUACAAAAAAUUCGGCUAUUUCGAACUGUGAUUAUUGAUGCUGAGGGAAAUGGAAAUGUAGAUGUUAAUGGAGAAUUUGGGAAUAAUGUUGACCAUGCCAAUAAAUUGAAGCUUAAACCUGGAGAUGCCCAAUCUGUUCAUAAUUUCUUUUGUCGCUUGCAGUUGAUGGAUCCUAACUUCUUUAAUGUGGCAGAUCUAAAUGAAAAAGGAUGCUUGAGGAAUCUAUUCUGGACUGAUGCAAGGUCAAGAGUUGCAUAUAGGUAUUUUGGUGAUGUAGUUUCAAUUGACACUACAUGCUUGGCAGACAAAUAUGAUGUGCCUCUGGUUUCAUUUAUUGGCAUGAAUCACCAUGGACAAUCAGUGUUACUGGGCUGUGGUUUACUUGCAGGUGAGACCAUUGAAUCUUAUACAUGGUUGUUUAGGGCGUGGCUUACAUGCAUGUUAGGACGCCCUCCACAAUCAAUCAUCAUGGACCACUGUAAAAUUUUGCAAGUUGCUGUUGCUGAUGUUUUCCCAAGAGCUUAUCAUUGUUUUUCCUUAUCGCAUAUCAUGCAAAAUGUUCCAAAUAAGUUACAAGGAUUGUUUGAAUAUGAAGCAAUUAGAGUGGCAUUGAAUAGAACAGUUUAUCACUCUUUAAGGCCUGAGGAAUUUGAAACAUCUUGGGAAGACAUGAUCCAAUGUCAUGGAAUAAGGGAUCAUAGAUGGAUUCAAACUUUAUAUGAAGAUCGAAGACGGUGGGCUCCAGUUUACUUGAAGGAGACAUUUUUGGCAGGAAUGUUUCCAGUCCAUCAGAAUGAGGUUAAUUCUUCAUUUUUUGAAGGAUAUCUUGAGAAAAAUACCCCUCUGAAAGAAUUUCUGGAGAAGUAUGAUCAAGCUCUACAAGCAAAUUAUCAACUUGAAGCUUUGGCAGAUAAGGAAUCAAGAAACUCAAGUUAUAUGCUUAAGCCAAGGUGUUACUUUGAGUUCCAACUCUCAAAACUGUACACAAAUGAAAUAUUGAGGAAGUUCGAGAGGGAGAUCGAUGGAAUGUACUCUUGCUUUAGCACAAGGCAUAUGAAUGCUGAGGGGCCAAUUGUAACGUACAUAGUCAAGGAAGAAUUUGAAGUUGAUGGAAGUAGGAGAGAUUCCAGAGUUUUUGAUGUCCUGUACAAUCCAUCCGAAAUGGAGGUGCUUUGUGUUUGUGGGAUGUUCAAUUUCAGAGGAUAUUUAUGUAGACACAUCCUGAGAGUUCUAAACCAGAAUGGUGUGCCAGAGAUCCCAUCUCAUUACAUUCUUUCACGAUGGAGAAAAGAUAUCAAACGUUCUUAUGUUCUUGAUCAUAGCUGCAGUGGCAUCGAUAUUGAUAAUCCAGUACACAGGUAUGAUCAUCUAUACAAACACAUCGUGCACGUUGUCAAGGAAGGGAGGAAAUCUGAAGAUCGUUACAGGGUUACAAUACAAGCAUUAGAUGAGAUAUUGAAGAAGCUUCAUCUUGUAGAGGAUGGUCAAGUGUAAUCUAUAAAGGUUAGGAUUAGAUGUGUGUAUUAUGUAUUUGAUUUUCCCUUUGUUAUAAUUUUAUUAAAUA